Elaeis guineensis (African oil palm) is the source of this 1860-nucleotide messenger RNA. RefSeq names its product protein PSK SIMULATOR 1. Gene Ontology annotation, biological process: positive regulation of growth. NCBI's taxonomy places the organism in Eukaryota, Viridiplantae, Streptophyta, Magnoliopsida, Arecales, Arecaceae. The record is from RefSeq and is a predicted model, not a curated record.
AACCUCACUCCCUCCCCCUCUCUUAUACCCCGCGCCUCCCCUCUCGCCACCACCAACUGAUACACCAACGAUAGCGGUAACAGAUCCCGAAACAACCGCAUAUCCCGGAAUAACACAUCCACCUAUCUAUGGUCGUGACGAAGUCAUGGCGGAACGGUCCGGACCGCGAGUGCCUCGACCUCCGGCUCGACGAACCGGCGGGCGGGGGGAAGGCCUCCGGUAUCGGGAUCCUCGCCUUCGAGGCCGCGGCCACCAUGUGCCGCCUCGCGUCGCUGCAUCGGUCCCUCUCCGAUACCGAAAAUCUUAAACUCCGAUCCGAUACGAUGCGCUCCCGGGGCGUGGCCUAUCUCAACUCCACCGACCAAGCCCUCCUCCUCCGUCUCGCCUGCGCCGAAUUCAUAGCCGAUCUCGAUCGUGCCGCCGCCGCCGUCUCCCGCCUCGCGUUCCGGUGCCAGGGAGGCCUCGCCCAAGGGUUCGACCGGGUCUAUACGGACCUCAAGGCCGGCUCCGCCUACCCCGACCGGCUCGGUUUGAGCGUUAAAGGAGUCGAAAAAAGGAUGAAGAGAAUGGAGCGACGCGUCGCGGCGACGGCGAGAUUAUACGAGGAGAUGGAGGUCCUUGCCAUGCUGGAGGCGUCGAAUCGGAAGUGGGACCGAUACAGCGGGCCGAUACCGUUACAGAAGCCGAGCAAAGCGGAGACGGUAAAGCUCGAGCUGAAGUCGCAGCGCCAGAAGGUUCUGCAGCUGAAGGAGAAGUCGCUGUGGAACCAGAGCUACGACAUGGCCGUCUGCCUUAUGGCCGAAGCCGUCUGCGCCGUUUUCGCUCGAAUCUGCACCGUCUUCGGCCCGUUCGUUCCGGGGUUGCCACCUGUCCUCGUUUCGCGCGGCACAUCUCGUGCCACUGUCGUUCCGGCCCCUUGCAAAUUACGACUCUACCCCCGGUUCCCAGCCAAGCACUCGUCCGGUCCGCUCGAGAGACCAGUGGUAGACAACGUAAUCAUCACCAAUUCCUGCCCCAUUUUCAGCAGCACCAAAGAAUCGGAGCCGAAACACUGGAGCAGGUUACUGCAACCGGCACCGCACACUGUGGGUGGUGCCGGGCUAGCGUUACGAUACGCUAAUGCCAUUGCACUGGCUGAGAAGGUGUUAAUGACAAGGUCUAACUCCAGCGAACCGGAGAAGGGUGAGGCGGCGGCGAGGGAGGAGCUAUACGAAAUGCUUCCAGCUGGGCUCCGGGCUAUGGUAAGGUCGAAGCUGAGGGAUUGCUGGAAGCAACGGGGGCCGAAGGACGGAAGGAUGGCCCAAGGGUGGAAGGAGGCGGUAGAGAGGAUACUGGCAUGGCUGGGACCGGUGGCGAAUGACACGAUUCAGUGGCACGAAGAGCAGCACAUGGACCGGAGGCAGCGAUUCGACCGGAGGCCGAGGGUGCUGAUGCUUCAGACGCUGCACUUCUCCGACCGGGAGAAGACGGAGGCGGCGAUCGUCGAGGUUCUGGUUGGGUUGAGCUGUGUGUGCUGGUACGAGGAGCGGCGCCGUGGGUCCUCAAGGUUCCCAUGCAAAACAUAGGGCUUUGCUCGACAUUGUUAUUUGACAUCUGGAUGGAAGCCUGGGUCAUGCAGGCUAAAACCUUUACCAAUAUCAGGUUCCAGUCUCGACGUCAAGGAACCAAGUUUAGCUGAAGUUUGAGUACCAAAUUAGCAUUGCUUUUGCUCGCUUAUGAUUUAGAUAGAAAGGAUGAUCAUGGUUGCCUGUAAGCCUACACUGAUUUAUUUAUUCAUUCAUUUAUUUAUGGUACACAGUUUUAAUCAAAGGGAACGGGUUAACUGUAUCUUUCAGGCAGAAGGACUCCCGUUCCUUCGUA